AUGGACUUCCUAACAGCCUUUUGGUGGUCAGACUCUAUAGGAUCAAUAUAUGGGAUCUUAUUCAACCUUCUGUUAAUAGUAGCAAUUGUGAGAACGAGUAAAGAUGGGUUUCACUCGUUUUCGUAUCUUGUGCUUGCUUCUUCUGUCAAUGAUAUGUUGUUUUCUGCAUAUGCGUUGACUAUUCAACAUGUAAGUUCAUAUUGUAUGUUGUUAUUUUUCUAAAUUGUGGUUUAUAUAGUUCUCCUAAAAGCUCACUUUGUAAAGCAUAAUUUAUAAAAUUGGUAUUUACUUGUGUUUCAGUUAGUUAAAAUCGACGACGGAGUAAUUUACUCGUUCCCUCGAGGGGUCGAGAAGUAUGUUCCGACUGAAUAUCUACCAAUAUUUGCCUUUCUUCACCUAUUCUCCAUCACAAACACAUUCACAACUCAACCUGCCAUAUACCAAUACAAAUACCUUAUCGUAUCUUCCAUGGGAUGUCCCCCAUCUCCAUAUAAAUUACUCCGUAACCUUUUUAUCGCUGCUCUUGGUGCGGGCGCAGCUGGGUUGACCUUUGCCUUGUCAACGAUGAAGACAGAAGAGCACGGUAAAGAGUACUACAUCGAGAAACUGAGUCCAUUGUGGUUUAACAACGAUGGCACAACUGACUUCAUGUACGCCGCCGAUUGGUCAGAUAUAAUUACUAAGAUCUACUUUGUGGCGGUAGCAUGUGUAUGUAGUUUAUCCAACGUGUUAACAUUGUAUUACAUAAUGGCAUCCAUGAGGGUAGUACAUACAACAGUAAAGACUGUUAGUUCUACUACAAAAGCUCUACAACGUCAGUUUACUAAAGCAUUGAUUAGCCAGGUAAGCUAGUAUUGAUAGAACGAGAUAGAUAAUAAUAUAUAACACUAAGUAAUGCGUAUACUAUAGCAUAUUCACACUGUAAUUCUGUUUCAGACCAUAGUUCUGGCGUUGUUUGCCAUGUUACCAUCCACCUUUUAUAUGGGCUUCCUGGUAUUCAAACUGAAGUCAGAGUAUCUGGGAAUCAUAGUGAUGUGGCCCUUGUCAUACUUCUCGGCUGUCAACGCUCUACUGCCACUUAUAUUCAUCCGAGCCUAUAGAACAUUCGUUCUUAAUCUAGUUGGCAUUAGACUAAAAUCGGACAAAGUAGUACCAUCUUCGGAAAAAGGUACCGAAACGACAAAAACCAAUAAAAUUACAGUAGAAAAAGGCAAAAAUACAGUAUAACUACAAUUAUGUUAAUUGUGAUUUUCGUAAUAUAAAUAAACCUUCCUAGUUAUUGUAUGUUUAGUACUGGAAAUACUGUGUACAAAUUUGCAUUUUGUAACAUGUUUACAUAUUAUGGUAGUUAUUGUAAUCGACAAAGUCGUUUAUAUAGUAUAGUAAAGAUUUAUAUUCAAAACAAGGUUUGUCGAAUACAAAAUGAAGGGUCAACCUGUACUAAAAAUAACUAAUGUACUAUACUAAUACUAUGAAACAUUACAUUAAAUUUAACAUAUAAACCUGUGUAAUCGUACAGUUUUAUACUACUAUAAUGUCCAUAAAGUAGCUGUAAUAAGCCAUAUAAACUCCGAAUACCUAUUAAUAUCACAGUAAUAGCCUACUACAAUGUAACUAGAGAAUACAGCCCCUUUUGAUAUCAUAAUUAGAAACAUAGCAAACACGUCAAAGAUACCUAAACGUAUCAUUAAGUAUGGCACGUCGUGUAAAAUGUUUACUGUAAGGGUAAAGCUACAAUACGAAAGAUAACUGUUUUCUUGUAAAUCUUAAAUGCAGUAUAGUAAUGUUACCUUUACUGCAUAGUACCUCUGUUUAAGAACGUGUGUAGAUACUUUAUCUUUACAAUGUUGUAAUCGAAAAUAACUUUCUACUUACGUGUACAUCCAUGAUGACUUAACGAUAGCAGUUGUAUUUUUACACUCAUGAAUAGUAAUUACUUUGUCAUAAUUUCACAUCCGUUUAUGGGAGUAAGUAAUUAACAAGUCUAUGUAUGACAGAUAAUAUUACUCUUGCAACUUGACGUGUCACGUCUUUAUCUUUCACACUUUAAUGUAAAAAAAGCAAUUGUCAUGUAUUGCUAAGAUAAUAAAUUUACUUUAACACGUGGUUAACAACGUGCGGACUAUUGUGUGGCUACAGUAUCAAAAUAUAAUAUUAUAUAUAACUGUGUUUACUCUAUAGUAUUUAAAUUCUAUAGUAAACUUUCACGUUUUCUUUAUAUAACACUUAUUGUCUAGAUUCGCAAAGUAACAGUAACAUCUUAAAAAAGCUACUUAAAAAGCGUUACAGUGUUCAACAGUAAUCAUAUCGACCAAGUUUUCGACCCUUAGUAUGUUGUUUAGCAUAAACUUUCUGAAUGCAUAUUGGUGGUCAGAUACUAUCGGAUCAGUUACUGGUAUAUUACUGAACCUGCUUUUAAUAUCAGCCAUCUUAUCUACAGUCGGCAAGAAGUAUCAUCCUUUUUCAAAUUUAGUUCUGGCAUCAGCCAUAAAUGACAUUAUAUUCUCGGCUUAUGCCCUUACUAUUCAGCACGUAAGUAAACUGUUAUUGUAUUUAUACUACCAUUCUAAACCAAAAUCACCCACCACACACAAACUUAAGUCACAAACGAUAAUAUUCUCGUAUAUUAUUACCAAAUAUUGUUUUAGCUAGUCCGAGUAGAUGAUUGUAUUGUAUAUGCGUUCCCCAGAGGUAUAGAGAAGCACGUCAAAGAAGAAUACCUUCCCAUCUUUGCUUUCUUUCACUUAUUCACAAUUACCAACACAUUUACUACACAACCAGCCAUUCAUCACUACAAGUAUCUAAUUGUAACAGCAGUAAGGUAAGCUCAGUAAAUAUAAUAUUGAAGUAGGUUUAAGGUUAUAAAAUUUUUUUUAAUUAGACUUAUUCCUCAUCUUUUACAAGCUUAUAGUUAAGUUUAUAUAAUCUUAUAGUUAUUUCAAUAACUGUAACAAAAAAGUUAACGGUUAACAAAACUUUUUCCAAAACAAAAUGUAAGAAAACUUCCUCACAAACUGCUCGUCCUUCUUCAAACUUGAAAAAAAAACACACUUACAUUUCAAUAUUCUAAUCCAACAUUUACAUAAUUAACAGAAUUUCAUCCUAAUAAAGUGUGAAACAUAGGUAUCAUUAUCAAACACACAGAGAAACGAAAUAAAAUCGAAAAGAAUAGCGCAAAAACGGUAAAUAUAAUAUAAUAAGAAAGUAAAACUUGGCCCAAAUUUAUGAGUCAACAUUCUCUUUCAUCAAUAAAAAAUAAAAUUUUAUAAAAUUUUAUUGAAUUCCUUUUGGAUUUAUUAGGAAAGUUGACAAUUUCAUGUUCUUUACGACUUUUAGUGUAAGUUUUUUUCAAGAUUUUUAUAAUGCGGUUAAUAAAUUUACUUUACUCUUGAUUUUAUGUUAUGCUUUCAGAACGAAACCAUCAACUCUGAUCCUAAUACGCAACUUCGCUGGUGUUGGAGCAGGCCUGACAGGCUUAUCAUUUGCGAUGUCAAUGAUGAAGACAAAGGAUUAUGGGGAUAGAUAUUACGAGAAGAGGUUGACUUUGAUGUGGUUCAAUUUAGAUGGCUCUACCGACUUUCUUUAUGCUGCCAACUCUAGAGACGACAUCACCAAGUUGUACUUCUUGACUGUGGGUGUGGUAUGUAGUGUUUCGAACGUCAUUACCUUGUAUUACAUUGUGGCAGCGAUGAAGGCAGUGAAUAAGACGGUAAAGAAUGUCAGUGCUACGACAAAAGUGCUACAGAGACAGUUUUCAAAGAAUUUGAUCAGUCAGGUAAGUGGUAGUUUUAUAUUAUGAUAGGUAAUAGCUCUAAGCGCAUAUUUUUACAUUAUUUUAUGGUUUGAGUUCUUGCUUACACUGGAAUAGUGAAAGGUAGUAAAAAUAAUGUUGUAGACAAUAGUGCUGGCUCUGUUUGCCAUGCUACCAUCACUGUUCUACAUGGCAGCGUUGAUAUUGAGAAUUAAGUCAGAAUACAUGGGUAUUGUUGUUAUGUGGCCAUUGUCUUAUUUCUCGGCAGCUGCCGCGGCAGUUAAUGCUAUUUUACUAUUACUAUUUGUCAGAGUUUAUCGACACUUCGUGCUACGAUUAUUUAGAAUUCGACCAGAACCAGAGAGUGUUAUCACUUCUUCUGUUACGAUCACUGAAAUUACAAAAAACUCAGAGCUUUAUGUCCAAAGGGGGAAUAGUGUAUGA
Bursaphelenchus okinawaensis is the source of this 4195-nucleotide messenger RNA. The record is from the annotation of a GenBank genome assembly. NCBI's taxonomy places the organism in Eukaryota, Metazoa, Nematoda, Chromadorea, Rhabditida, Aphelenchoididae.